Messenger RNA from Zingiber officinale, 1059 nucleotides. RefSeq lists its product as uncharacterized. The record is from RefSeq and is a predicted model, not a curated record. Gene Ontology annotation, molecular function: pectinesterase inhibitor activity; pectinesterase activity. The coding region runs from base 1 to 1059 and encodes 352 amino acids. Gene Ontology annotation, biological process: cell wall modification. The transcript has 4 exons. Lineage: Eukaryota; Viridiplantae; Streptophyta; Magnoliopsida; Zingiberales; Zingiberaceae.
AUGACGAUCAACCUGUUUGGCGGAUCAUCUGAUACCAGCGCCGAAGGAGCGGAGGAGGAUAUCAACUUCCCUGUCAAGAAUGACCUCAAACUAAAAAAUAACAUGGUGUCGUGGUGUAGUUGGUUAUCACGUCAGUCUAACACACUGAAGGUCUCCGUUUCCUCCGCCAUCGAGCAGGCCUGCGCCGCCUCCCGCUUCCUGCAGCUCUGCGCCUCCGCCCCUCCCUCCCCCCGCAGACGCUCCACCGUCGACCUCUCCCUCGCCGCCCUAUCCUCCUACGCCGACGCCCGGGCCAUUCGCAACUCUUCCGCCGCACCAACGCUGCCCGCAACUGCCUCCCUCUCCCUCGCCGACUACCGCCUCGGAGGCGCUUUCCUCCGGUACGUCAAAGGCACCCAGCAGGUGACCGACGCGAUGGCGUCCCUCUACGCCCUCGCCAAUCUCACCGGAAGGGCUGCAGCGCCGCCUCCAUGGUUGCCGCCCUGCAGCGCUACGGCGGCAACAUGUCCCUGUGGUCUGUGGACCCCGCCGCAGACAGAGCGGGACGGGUACUGGCCACCGGACGUCCCAACCGCCAAAGCUUCAGAGCGCGUCGUCGUCGCCGCCGCUGCCGCCUCCGAAGCAUGGUCUCCAAACGUGACUGUCGGCGAGGACGGUGGUGGCUGCCAAUUCACGAUGGUGCAGGCGGCGGUAGACGCCGCGCCUUCACAAAAAAAAAAAAAAAAGGCACACGCGAUCUACAUAAAACAGGGGAUCUACGCGGAGACGGUGCGGGUGCCGCUGGAGAAGCCAAAUCUAGCAUUUGUCGGCGACGGCAUGGGAAAGACGAUCAUCACUGGCUUCCUGAACGUCGGCGUCCCCGGCGUCUCGACGUACAACACCGUCACCGUCGGCAUCACCGGCGACGGGUUCAAUGCGACCCGGAGAGUGACCUGGAGCAGCCGGAUUCCGGCGGAGCACUUAGGAGUUUACCCCGUGGAGAACUUUAUACAGGGAAUCAAUGGAUACCUCCCUCUCUGCUAUAAGACUGUUGAUACGGAUAUUGGGAGAAGGGCAUAG